GUCAAGCAUUUAUUAUGUUUUUAUUUAUUGACUUUAUUGUGUUGCGAUGAUAUAAUUAUUUAUGCGUUUCCGUGCACAAGAACUUUGCGUUUGCGUUCAUUAAUGAUUGUGUAUAAGUAGGAGCACGUAUAGCAUCUUGUUUAAGUGGUAGUUUGGUUUAACUAUUAUUUGUUAGUGGUGUUUUAGACCAGCAGCGUAUGGACUCCUGGUAGAUAAGGUUUAAUGUUAAUGGUGGUGUUUUAAAUUAUUUUUUUAUAAUUUUGUGCAUGGUUUUACUUGUAAUAACUAGUCAAUGAAUACUCUUGUGCAUCACAUGACAUAGUGGUAAGAUCACAGGGCAUUUAAGUUUGGGAAGCAUGUUUUCUGAAUGUAUAUCUCUUGACUUCUAAACUUUCAAGUGUAUCAAUGGAGGAGCAGUUAAGAGAAGUCAAGGUGUCAGUAAAUGGUGUUGAGUUACAUUGUAACAUAAAGGGAAAUGGACCAAACCCUCUUUUAUGUAUCCCUGGAUCAUCAGCACCAAGUCAUUGGGCAUUUUCUUCACAAUUUGAGUAUUUUGGUAGAAGUGGUAGUGAGUAUACAGUAAUAGCUUUUGAUCCAAGAGGAUAUGGACACUCUAAACUAGUGCCAAGGACCUACUCAAUUGCACCAGAACAUCAUACAAAGAUUGAUGCAAGAGAUGCACACCAAGUAAUGAAGUCAUUUGGAUAUGACAAGUACUUUGUUCUUGGUUGGUGUGAUGGAGGUCUCUCUGCUAUUUAUCUUGCUGCCCUCUUUCCUGAUGCUGUUAAAGGAGUUGUUUUAUGGGGAUCCAGAGUGCGUUAUACUGAAUAUGAGGUAGAAAUAGCAGAAGGGGAUGUUAAUGAAUUUAAAUAUUUACCAAUAGUUCUUCCAGUGUAUGGCAGUCCAAGUGCUCUUCAGACCGUAUGGGACGAGGGCAAUGAUUGCGUGCGUGCUAUGUAUGAACAUUUAAAGGAUAAGAAUGGUGAACUUUGCACUGAAGAAAUGAAGCAAGUGAGCUGUCCAACACUAGUCCUUCAUGGUGCUAGGGAUAAAGUGGCUACCUUGUCUCAAGCUCAGCUAAUCAAAGAGACUAUUCCUAAUAGUAAACUGAUUGUGUUUGAUCAAGGAGCUCAUUAUUUGCACAGCACAUUAUCAGAAGACUUCAACCUUACUGUUGAGAGUUUCUUAAAUGAACACUAAUUGCUAUUGUUGAACCUUAUUGCUAGGUUGUUAUAAUUCCAUAAUCUUGUUUUAGAGGUAGUCUUUGUAGUUCACUGUAGUAAUACAAUGCCAAUUUCUAAUAAUUACAGAUUUCAUUGAAUUAUUUCUACUUUCCAUGCAAGAUGAUUUAUUUGUAA
Molecule: messenger RNA, 1358 nt
Organism: Amphimedon queenslandica
Lineage: Eukaryota; Metazoa; Porifera; Demospongiae; Haplosclerida; Niphatidae
Product: valacyclovir hydrolase-like
Exons: 1
Coding region: 406-1200 (264 amino acids)
Molecular function (GO): serine hydrolase activity
Source: RefSeq, a predicted model, not a curated record